AUGGAUCGUAGUUGGAUGAAUGCUAAUCGUUUAAGUGAAGUGUAUCAGAAAGGUGUGGAAGAAUUUUUAGAAUUUGCUUUACAAAAACUUCCCAAAAAUGAAGGAAAGUUUUAUUGUCCUUGUGUUAAAUGUUUAAAUGGAAAUCAGUUACAGUUUGAAGAAAUAAGAAAUCAUCUUAUUUGUUAUGGAAUAUGCCAAACUUAUACAAAAUGGAUAUGGCAUGGUGAUUCGUUAAACAUGACAAAUGUAUCAGAAAGAGAAGAAGUUCGUGAAGAUAUGGACAAUCGGCUUGAGAACAUGAUUCUUGAUAUUGGACAAGAGUCUUUUCAGCGUGCACAUGUUUUUGAUAGUUUGUGUAACGACAAAGAAGAGGCUUUGUAUCCGGGAUGCACACGGUUGUCUGCGGUGCUGAGAUUGUUCAACUUGAAAGCUUAUUUAUAA
This is a messenger RNA of Cicer arietinum (chickpea), 441 nucleotides long. NCBI's taxonomy places the organism in Eukaryota, Viridiplantae, Streptophyta, Magnoliopsida, Fabales, Fabaceae. The record is from RefSeq and is a predicted model, not a curated record.